AGUUUGUGAAUUUGUGUUUCUAUUUACUGCAGUGGUACGGGAGAAGUAAGUUAAGCUUAAGAGCAACUAUGGGCCUCAUGAAGAAAGCGCCGCAGUGUUUUUACAUUUUUGAAGAGUAAUACCUCUUGUAAGAAAGUAGUCACUCACUUCUUGCCUUUUUUCUUCAUAGGGUAGCAGAACAGUAUCAUGGAGGACGGCGGCGCCGCGCCCCCGGAGGCCCCGCAGCCGGGCGUGGUGGUGGCUGAGCCAACUGGGCCGUCCACCGCGAGCAACGACCCGGUCGCGCCAGCUGCAACAACGAGCAACGACCCUGCAGGGUCUGGUGAUGACCCGAUGGCGAUGGAGGUCGAGCAGGACGACGCAGGUAUGCAGCAGGACCCAAGUGCGGUCUUCAGCGCCCUGGAUUCGCUCGGGCCACCACAGGGUUCUCCGCCGCAGGGGUCACCGAAACUCGACGCAGCCUUCGAAGCGAUGGGGAUGACCAUGGGCAUGCCGGUAAAAAGAUGACACGCACAAAUGAUGUUGCAGCCGCUCUGUAUGUAUUGUACAUUGUUAUCUUUCAUAUUUCAUUGCAUGGAGUCAUCAACAUUCGCAUCGCGGCUGAUCAUGUGAAAUCCGUCUGUCAUGCGCCACCACUCUGUUGUAUAACUACAAUCGCACAUCUUACAGGUCCAACAAGACUACGCCCGGCGCGCCAUGCACCCGAUGAAGGUUUCCUUUUACGAGUUGAUAAUUCGCCAGCUCGCGGACGAUGAAUUUCUGGACGAGGCGUUGUCGCUGAAAAAUCGUUCCGGGUUGAAAGAGGCCGGCCACGUGGAAUCGAACUGGCUUUUCCGUCUGUACGAGGAGAAUUUUGGCAAGCACUUCAGCGACCAAAACAAGUGGACCGACAUGGGGCUCACACCCAUGCCUAAGCUGGAAAGCGGGGAGAGGUGUCUGGACGUAGAAGAGCCGAGGUUUGACCUAGACGGCUUGGACAAAAUAACCUACACCGACAGUUACAAAAACGUCAUCGCUGACGACGAUCCGGAAAGUAUAGCAAAAGGCGAGGGGAAGGGGCAAAGGGACGGCAAAGGUAGAGGAGUUUUUGUUCAUUAGCGAAGGAGUUUUAUGAGAUUCAUCUUGGAAUGUGUCGACGGAGUGCGGAAACUAGAAUUUUGAUGAGAACAGACACAAAAUAAAACCUCCAGAUCGGGACGGAAAGGACGCCAAGGAUCAUCAACAAGAGCCCCCCGUUGCCAAGGCGCGACCCCUUCACAGGAAGAAAGCAAAUAUCUUCAAUAAAGUCCAUUACAACACGGCGCACAAACAGAUGGUGCGAGCAGUGGCUUUUAGUCCGGACGGCAGGUGCAACUUAUGUGGCGCUUUUUGCGAGUCACAAAUGACUUCGAAAUUGUUUGUACUUACGGCGAAUGUAACCGCGAUUCAAUCAUUUGAACGAUCGAUCCACGAUGUGCGAGCAGCAGUCCAAUGUACAACUUCCGUCAAAACAGGUUCGCAGCGAGCGGAAGCCACGAUACCACGGUGAAAGUGCUGGACGUCAACAAAAUGUUUCACUACGGGUCGCAAAACGCGGGCGAGAGGCGUGACCAGGGGUCCGAUGUACGACCCGUGAUGCGCACCCUAUACGACCACCAGGGCCCGUAUGGGAGUGUCAGGAUCGAAAUCGACAAAAUCGAAAAACUUGUGAUGCAGAAAAUGUAGGACACUGAAGGCCUGUAUUGGGGAGCUGGCAAAUGAGACAGAUUGUAAGCCUGUUUAGGGUAAGACGCUGUGCUGUCAGAGUAGCAUGACAGGAGCAGUCUUCUUUGCCGUAACAGCAUGACAGACUGGAUUUUGGUGCUCUCGAAAUUUGUCAUGCGCCACUUGGAAACUGAGGCUCCAACUGGUAUCUUUUUAUGCAUCACAAAUCAUUUCGAUUUUGUCAAUUUCGAUUCUGAUGCUUCCAUAGCCCGGUGAACUCCCUCUGUUUCCACCCACAUCUCGCCUACCUCUUCACCGCAAGUGCCGACAAGACCGUGAAGGUCUUCGAUCUAACUCGCCCCCAGACGCAAUUGAAGUCCCUAUCCAGCAUCCCCGAUAGCAGUAUGGUCCAGACCAUGGCAGUGCACCCCAGUGGCGACUACCUCUACGUCGGCACCGCCCACCCGACAAUCCGGCUGUACGAUCUCACAAGGCUGGAGUGCUUCACAGGCCCAAAUCCCAACGACGUACUGCUUCAUUCGUGUUGCGCUGAUCUAUUUUCAUUUUUGGCGACGAUUGUUGGGAUGUUAUGUAGACAUUGGCAGUUUUGUUCCAUAUGAUAAAUGUAUCAUCAUAAAAUAUCAGUACCACACCGGUAUGAUAAACGACCUGGCUGUGACCAGCGAUGGCAAGGUUCUGGCAUCAGCGAGCUCGGACGGUGAAGUGAAGUUGUGGGACGUUGUCGCCAACCGAGUAGUGAAUAGCAUGAGCAAGGCACAUCACGGCGCCAGCGUCUGUAGCGUGAAAUGGAGCAGAAACCUGAGGUAGAAACGCGGUUCAGUAGUCUUUUUGAUCUGCCCCCCGCUAAGCAUUGGGAUGCUGUAUUGCUAAGUUUGUUUUCGAGCUUUCCCUUUCUCAUUUUUCACUCAUCCACAACCACAUAAAACAGGUAUUUCCUUACCGCGGGUUGUGACGGUAAAGCAAAACUUUGGGAUGCCCGAAAGGGAGGCAACGAGCCGGUCCACAAUAUGAAUGUUUGCGCCGCAAGGAAUCUCGAGUACGCGCGAGCAGCCUUCAUCGGCCAGGAGCGUUUCAUCGCUGUGGCGUCGUCUGGGAACGACCUUUGCAUUCUCGACGCGCAAACUGGAGAAUACCUGCAAGGAGGUAUUUAAACUGUGACUCUUUUUCUUCUUGCGAUGUGCUGUUACUCAUUUUGUCAAGAAAGACACGAAUAGCUGCAUAGGAAAACAAGGGCAACUACGAGUCACCAUACCAACAUAAAGUUUGGCGUGUUCGUUGCUCUGAUCCCUGUUCCCCAACGUUAAAUCAAAAUUUCUCAUCCCUUGAAAACAGCGGUAGCCCGUGGCGGUUACCACCACCACACCUCCCACCACCAGCACAGCAACCCGGUUUUCUGUAUAGCUGCUCACCCCAAUGACACGAAAUUCCUGACUGGCUCCGACGACCACAAAGUGCGGUAUUGUGAGAUUUUGAACCGACCUGAGGACUGGGUGAACUACCGGGACCGGCAGCGCGAAAGGCACGCGCACAAGGGCCACGGGCACGGCGCCAACGCGCAGCCCAUCUUGUCGGGACCAAACAGCGCCCCGGUGAUGCCGCCUCCGACGGAGUGGUGGCAACACACAGCCAACACUGGCGAAAACAUGGUCGCGGACGGGACCAACUACCCGGAUGUGGUCAACCAACCAGGGGGAGAGGGCAUGGGGAGCGGGAACGAGGAGCACAUGGACGGCGACGUCGGUGUAGAUCCCGACGCCGCGCCUGUCUUGGGCGAAGGGGAUGUUGAGUACUAGCUAUAAAACUCAGUUUCACCGAGGCGCGCGGACGUUCGGCGUGUGCUGUUUGAAGAUUAUCUACUAGUCCAUUUAUCAGAACAACUUCGAGAAUACAGUCUAUCAGACGGUGUGCAUUGGUCACUUGAAUAAGUAAACGACCUGUCCGCGUAGGGUCGGGGUUUUUGAGUGGAGCAACUUCAGCGACAAAAAUAACGACAAAUUGAUAGUCCUACAACCAGAGCUAAUUUGUUGUGGCGGUGCGUCCAGUUUCGGAAU
Amoebophrya sp. A120 is the source of this 3755-nucleotide messenger RNA. Lineage: Eukaryota; Dinophyceae; Syndiniales; Amoebophryaceae. The record is from the annotation of a GenBank genome assembly.